Molecule: messenger RNA, 4224 nt
Organism: Phasianus colchicus (ring-necked pheasant)
Lineage: Eukaryota; Metazoa; Chordata; Aves; Galliformes; Phasianidae
Gene: FAP
Product: fibroblast activation protein alpha
Biological process (GO): proteolysis
Cellular component (GO): plasma membrane
Molecular function (GO): dipeptidyl-peptidase activity; serine-type endopeptidase activity
Source: RefSeq, a predicted model, not a curated record
CCCCCCCCCCCCCCCCAGCCGCUGUGAGGCGGUGCCACGAGGUUUUUUUCCUCGCAGCAGCGCUGAUGGGCGAGAUUGAGACUAGCUGGGCAAAACCAGUCUUAGAGCAAAGCGUACUUCUCUUUUCAAGCAUUUCUUCACUCUUCCGAGGCUUCUCUUGUGUAACUUGACGCUGCGGUCCCAACAGUUUUCUGUUUGCAGGGACCUCAUUUCAGUGAGCCGAAUGAAACAAGUACAGUUGGUGUCUUGAGCACUGUUCUGAAAUGCCGUGGGCCAGCAGAGUUAUGUCUGAGCUCAGUUAUGUGGAAGUUUACUGUUUUCUGAGGAAAAGUAAUUAUCUUCGUAUGUGGACGAUGUUAAGCAAAUUGCGUAUCUGUUUCUUGGUUUGAAUGUUUAUGCUAUCAUUUAUUAUUUUAGAAAGUAAACAAGAAAGAGUUAUAGAUAAACAAUAACGACGUGCCUGAAUUUUCAUUUAAUUUCUCAGUAGGAAGUAGAAAUAAGGUCAUGAAUAUGUCCUGAGAAUGUGAGGGCUGCCAAAAUACACUGUAGAUGCUUUUCAGAGAAAAACAGUAGAUAUCAAAUAACUGUUGAGUCAUAAAAUCCAGAUGUUGGUUACAGCUCACAUUGGUGAGAAGUAUAUAAUCACCACCACUAUAGCUGCCCAAUGCCCAUUUCUGCUUUGAGAACUUCCCCGAAAGCCUGUUUCUAAUCUUAUGGAAACCCUUUGAAUUUUGGCACAGUCUACAAAAGUAUGUAGGAAAAAAAAGCCUGCCAGAGGUUUGGCCUCUAACUGUGAAAACAGACACUGCCUUUUCCAACUCCUCUCCUAGAUCCGCUGACCAGCUCCCAGAAAAAAGAGUUUGUGUUCUUUAGGAAGACUGCAGAAAAAUGAAGACCCGGCUAAAAGUACUAUUUGGCGUGGUUGUAUGUGUUUUGCUUUCCUUAUUACUUAUGUGUAUUGUACUGCUUCCAUCCAAAGUUGUCACCACAGCUGAUGGUCCUAGAGCUCUUACACUGGAUGAUUACUUGAAUGGAAAUUUUCAGUAUAAAACAUAUUUUCCAUACUGGGUGUCAGAUAGUGAAUAUCUUCACCAGAAUCCAGAAGAUGAUAUUAUUCUUUUCAAUGUUGAAAUGAACUACCUAACUACCAUUAUGACCAACAGCACAAUGAAACAAGUUAAUGCUUCAAAUUAUGUGAUGUCAUCAGACAAAUACUUCAUAGCUCUGGAGAGCAAUUAUUCAAAGCUGUGGAGAUAUUCUUAUACUGCAUCAUACCAUAUUUAUGAUCUCAUAUAUGGUGGUUUUGUAACAGAAAAUCAGCUUCCACAUAAAAUUCAGUAUAUAUCCUGGUCACCCGUUGGACACAAAUUGGCAUAUGUUUACCAAAAUAAUAUCUAUUUGAAACAAAGUCCAGGAGAGGCACCAAUUCAGCUAACUAGUGAUGGAAAAGAAAAUGAAAUAUUUAAUGGGAUACCUGAUUGGGUCUAUGAAGAGGAAAUGCUAGCAACAAAAUAUGCAUUGUGGUGGUCUCCAAGUGGAAAAUACCUAGCAUAUGUACAAUUUAAUGAUUCUGACAUACCAGUAAUUGAAUAUUCGUAUUUUGGUGAGGAACAGUACCCAAGAAAAAUAAUCAUCCCAUAUCCCAAGGCUGGUGCUAAAAAUCCUACUGUUAAAGUGUUUAUUGUAGACACUACUAACAUUGAAGCAUUUGGUCCUAAAGAGGUGCCAGUUCCUGCAGUGAUAACAUCAAGUGAUCAUUAUUUUACUUGGCUUACUUGGGUAACAGAUAAUCGAGUUGGUGUGCAAUGGCUAAAGAGAAUCCAGAAUUUUUCAGUCUUAGCUAUUUGUGACUUCAAAGAAAAUUCAAAUACUUGGGUCUGUCCAGAGAAUCAACAGCACAUAGAGGAAAGUCAAACAGGAUGGGCAGGAGGAUUCUUUGUUUCUGCACCAUAUUUUACCUCAGACAGCAGUUCGUACUACAAAAUUUUUAGUGACAAAAAUGGUUAUAAGCAUAUACAUUACAUCAAUGGUUCUGUGGAGAAUGCAAUCCAAAUUACAAGUGGAGAAUGGGAGGCAAUUUAUAUUUUUAGAGUAACAAAUGAUGCAAUUUUCUACUCAAGCAAUGAAUUUGAAGGCUAUCCAGGGAGAAGAAAUAUUUACAAAAUUAGUAUUGGAAGUAAGCCUAUCAGAAAACUAUGCAUUACUUGCAAUUUACGGAAAGAGAGAUGCCAGUAUUAUACAGCAAGGUUCAGUGAGCGCUCUAAGUAUUAUGCCUUGAUCUGUUAUGGUCCUGGGAUUCCUAUUUCUACUCUUUUUGAGAAUGAGAGUGAUAGAGAGCUCAGAAUAUUAGAAGACAAUCAGGAAUUGCAGUCUGCUUUGCAAGAGAUCAUACUGCCAAAAGAAGAAAUUAAUAAACUUGAAGUGGAUGGUAUAACUUUGUGGUACAAAAUGCUUCUACCCCCACAGUUUGAUAGAUCCAAGAAGUACCCACUGCUUAUUCAAGUAUAUGGAGGACCAUGCAGUCAGAAUGUGAAACACACAUUUAGCAUUAGCUGGAUAACCUAUCUUGCAAGCAAAGAGGGAAUUAUUGUUGCUCUAGUAGAUGGCAGAGGAACAGCUUAUCAAGGUGACAAGAUUUUGCAUGCAGUUUAUCGAAGACUAGGAGUCUAUGAAGUUGAGGACCAAAUCUCAGCAGUGAAGAAAUUUAUAGAAAUGGGUUUUAUUGAUGAGAAACGAAUAGCAAUAUGGGGCUGGUCCUAUGGUGGAUAUGUAACUUCUCUGGCACUUGGAUCUGGCAGUGGAGUAUUUAAAUGUGGAAUAGCUGUGGCUCCUGUUUCCAGCUGGGAAUAUUAUGCAUCUAUCUACACAGAACGAUUUAUGGGUCUUCCUGUAGAGUCUGAUAAUCUUGAGCACUAUAAGAAUUCAACUGUGAUGGCAAGAGCAAAGAAUUUCCAAAACGUUGAGUAUCUUCUCAUUCAUGGAACAGCAGAUGAUAACGUACAUUUUCAGAACUCAGCACAAAUUGCAAAAGCUCUGGUUAAUGCACAGGUGGAUUUCCAGGCAAUGUGGUACACUGACCAGAACCAUGGUAUUCCAGGACUUUCCAGCAAACACCUCUACACACAUAUGACCCACUUCCUCAAACAAUGUUUUUCUUUGUCAGAAUAGGUAGGCUACUCAGAGAAUGCUAAGCCAUCUGAUAUAUCUCUGAGAGAAUGCCGAGAUAGCAGUGCCCAGGUUGUAUUCAGGUAAAUUGAUAUCAGGAUCUUUGAAGUUUAUAAUUUGAUAUUUACAUCCAUUUUUGAGAUUGUAUAUUAGCAGGUGUUAUGUUAAUACAUGUUUUGGCACAUUUAUCACCUGUUUGAUAGCAAAAAGUAAAAUCGGAAUGUAAACGGGAUGUGCACUUAUUGCCAUCUUGCUUAAACUACAUUCUGCAUUCCAAAGAUAUGUGGUCCAUUGCAAAGGCAUGCUGCUAAAUGAAUAUAAUUACAUUUGUUAACUAUAACCGUAAAAUAGGAAGGGACAAAGAAAGAAGUGCAAGUAACUAAUUAGCAUCCUAACAAGAACUAGUUUCUCAAAAUUUAUGUAUAUUUCCAGUUUCAUGGAAAGAAUCCAAGCAGAGACAGGAAUAUAAUAUUUGAAGCUGUAGUAUGGAUAAUUAUUGAACGCUCUAUUCAAAUUAUAUUCAGCUCUUUUUUAAAGCCCUUGUUGUGCAAAAAUCUGUAUUCCAGUUUAAAUAUGGAAGCAGGACAUUCACAAUAUCUAUUUUAUCUCAGUGUUGGUUUUUUUCUGUCUGAUUUGAGAAUAUGUUAGACAUUUCAACCUGUUUUUACUCAUCACCUCAACGUUUACAUUAAUUUUAAUGUCAUUCAUCCCAGAUUGGGGGGGGGUCAAAGGAAUAUGCAGGCUUUUUUGUUUAGUUUCCAUUUUGACUAUUUUAGAGCAUCCUAUAAAAAGUCUAGAUAAAUAAUAACUGGAUCACAUAUAUUCUUUUAAUUGGUAAUUAAAUGAGUCCAGUCAUAAUAUAAGAGUAUGAGCAAGAAAAUUGGCAGGAGAUCCAUUUCAGAUGGUCAGAUGUUUAAAAAAUUCUGAAUUAGCCCACUGCCUAAGAACUGUUGUCUGUCUAAUGCAGUAUCUCAGCUCUGCUAUUAGCAAGUAAGUUCAAAAUAACCUGAAAAAACUGUGGAGUAGAAUUCCCAGCAUAAACAGCAACAACAACAACAA